Molecule: messenger RNA, 612 nt
Organism: Durusdinium trenchii
Lineage: Eukaryota; Dinophyceae; Suessiales; Symbiodiniaceae
Source: the annotation of a GenBank genome assembly
AUGGCCAGCCCAGAUGAAGAGGAUGUGAGUGGACUCGCCGCUCUGUGGUUGCAAUCGUCUGCCAUUCGCAAAGGCUCUAUGCAACGCAAGUCCCUGCUGCAGUGGCAGGAUCCGAAGAAGAGCGGCCACAUAAAUUUUGAGUCCUUGGUUCUGAAUGCCAAGGUCAUUGAGGUUUGUGUGCACUAUUGGUGCCCCAAAACUGACGGCGUCCCCAAAACCAUGAACAUCGAUGAUCUGAAAUUUGAGGUCCGGCAGUUUCGAGCAGAUCUGAACCUUUCAACGCGACCGGCCCUAGUGCACUGUGAGGCAGGUGCCCUGAAGGCCUUUAUGUCCCUGAUUGUGCGGCGGCAUUACACCGUCCGUCACCGGGUGGCUCAACUAAAGAAAUUGACAUGUUUGUUGAUCUUUUUUGGGGGGGAUGUUUGGGGCACAGAAUGCUUGAGAGCUCCUCUUGUCUCAUAUGUCGUGGCAUCAAGUCUCAGGACUUGGUUCUCCGCCGGAUCUUCGACCAAGUUUCCCAGUACUGGGCCCCCAAGCCCAAGUCCAGGAAGUCUUUGGAUGAGACGAAUGAGACUGCGGAUGAUGAGCCUGCGGGCGAGGAAUGUGAGGUGA